This is a messenger RNA of Colletotrichum abscissum, 132 nucleotides long. RefSeq lists its product as uncharacterized. The coding region runs from base 1 to 132 and encodes 43 amino acids. The record is from RefSeq and is a predicted model, not a curated record. Lineage: Eukaryota; Fungi; Ascomycota; Sordariomycetes; Glomerellales; Glomerellaceae. The transcript has a single exon.
AUGGCGUGGCGCGGCAUACCUGACCUCAGCACCUUUUUCGUACGCACCCAACUGACUGGACGUGGUCGCACUCGCACACACCAUUCACAGCUCGCUUUCCUCUCUCAUCCAUCCUGUCUUUCGUCCCGUUAG